GUCCCAAGCCUCAACGCAUCGUGGACUCGUCGUCCUCGGCGUCGCAGCUUUUCGUCAAUCGGGUGCCGCGCGCCGCCCAAAACCCCCAGGACACCAGCCUCAUCCAAAACCCUACUCCCCCGCCCCACGCCAUGCUUCAUUCCGGCCUCGCCAAGUCCCAACCUCUCCCGCUCCUCGCGGCGGCGUCUUCGCCGCGGCGCACCUUCCUCGCCGGCCUUCUCCGCGUAGCGUGCUUCUCCAGGCCUGCGGCCUCCUCACCCGCGUUUCAUCCGGUUACCACCGUCCCCACCCGUGCGAGCAUCAGAGCGGCGGCUACCCCGGCCGGUCCCUCGCGGCUGGGGCUGGGAGGUAGGGUUUCGUUCUCCUCCGCACCGGAUGGUGCCGCAUCGGUCGACGGCGGGAGCUCGCUCCCUUGGCUCACCGCCGCUAGUCGCGAUAGUGGGGUCCCCGCGCCGAGGUCUAGUACCAGCCGCUCCUCCUCGUGGGAGACCUCCGCCGAUAAGUACUUCUCCAGAGGCGACCAAAGCGCGCGAGGCGAGGUAUUGACGGAUCGGGUUUCGGGCGCGGAGGUAAUUAGAGAAGAAGAGGGCAAUGACUCGAUUGACAAUCCGAAGUGGGGCAGGAUCAAGGACAAGUAUCGGCGGAUGGUACCGAGGGAUAGAGGGUCUCGUGGUGAGAGAUUUAGAGGGGAGAGAUUUGACAAGCCAGAGGUUAGGCAGUGGAGCAGGCAGGAGAACUGGGGGAGGAAGACAUGGAAGGAGGCAGGGGAAUCGACAGUACCAAAGAUGAUUGGGCAGGGGGUUUAUGGGGUUGGCCCAGUCCUUGCAGCACUCAUGGCUGGGAGGAGGGAGUUCUACGCGAUGUAUAUGCAGGAAGGGAUGAAUUUGAGUGGGAGCAACAAGAAGAAGAAGGACAAGAAGGCGAUCGAGAAAGUGUUGCAACUGGCAGAGAGUAUUGGGCUGAAAAUUAUCGAAGCAUCAAAGCAUGAUCUUAACAUGGUGGUGGAUAACCGUCCACACCAGGGCCUUGUACUUGAUGCAUCACCCUUGGAAAUGGUGAACACUAAAGAGUUGGAGCCAGUCAAGGUGGACGGUGGAAAGGCCCCUGUAUGGAUAGCUUUGGAUGAGGUUAUGGAUCCUCAGAACCUAGGAGCCAUAAUUAGAUCUGCCUACUUCUUUGGCGCGGAAGGUGUUGUGUUAUGUGCUAAGAACUCUGCUCCACUAAGUGGAGUAGUGAGCAAAGCUAGUGCAGGCUCACUUGAGUUGAUUGAGCUGCUCUCUUGCAGGAACAUGAUGCAAUUCUUGUCUUCAUCGGCUGAAAAUGGGUGGCGAGUUCUUGGUGGUACUGUUGCUCCUAAAGCUGUACCUCUAACUGAAGUUGUGCCAGGAGAACCAACAAUCCUUGUGUUGGGUAGUGAAGGCACUGGUUUGAGGCCCCUGGUUGAGCGAUCUUGCACACAUUUGGUCAGAAUUCCGGGUAAUGUUGAUGGAUCUUUUGUAGGAGCAGAUACAGAGACAGAUGGAGGGGAAGAAGGUGAUAAUUAUUCAGGAAAUCAAGAUAUGAAAUCAUUCCUUGCAGUAGAGAGCUUGAAUGUAAGUGUUGCAGCAGGAGUUUUGCUAUAUCAUCUCACUGGAGCAAAUGCUUCCGAUGUCUCUUGAUUCAUCCAUCUAUAUCGUAAUUAUUUAUGUUAGUUCUCUUU
Oryza brachyantha (malo sina) is the source of this 1699-nucleotide messenger RNA. RefSeq lists its product as uncharacterized. Gene Ontology annotation, molecular function: RNA binding; RNA methyltransferase activity. The record is from RefSeq and is a predicted model, not a curated record. The transcript has a single exon. Gene Ontology annotation, biological process: rRNA methylation. Gene Ontology annotation, cellular component: chloroplast. NCBI's taxonomy places the organism in Eukaryota, Viridiplantae, Streptophyta, Magnoliopsida, Poales, Poaceae. The coding region runs from base 132 to 1658 and encodes 508 amino acids.